Messenger RNA from Durusdinium trenchii, 2800 nucleotides. The record is from the annotation of a GenBank genome assembly. NCBI's taxonomy places the organism in Eukaryota, Dinophyceae, Suessiales, Symbiodiniaceae.
AUGGCCAGUGAACCGGUCGUAAGGUCCUACGUCUCGCCGACAGGAGAGCAGUAUGGAUCGAUCUCGGUCAAGUUGCCUUCCAGUCAGGCUGUUCGCAAGCAGGUUGAUCAUGUCGUUUUGAUCGAUACCUCUGCCAGCCAGGUAGGCGAACAUCGUGAGAUGGGUCUGGCUGUCCUGGAAAGCUUUCUGACAAGUCUCCCUAGUGAGCAUCGGGCAAGCGUGAUUGCCGUUGAUAUUUCGGCUGUGCCGAUGAACGAUGGAUUCCAAGCGCCUGCCGUCGCUGCCGAACAAUCUCUCAAGAAACUGAAUGAACGUUUUCCUGCGGGAGCAACGAAUUUCGGUGCUGGGCUGCGAGCAGCGAUUGAAGAACUGGCCAACAGCAAGAAUGGCUCGAUCGUCUUCAUUGGCGAUGGUAUGAGUGCUGCACAACUCGUGCAAAUCAAAGAAACCGAGCAACUGACCAGUCAGCUUCGUGAAUUGAAGAUUCCGGUUCAUUCCUUUGCAGUUGGUUCAAACACUGACUUGCAACUUCUGGGAGUCUUUGGACAGGAAACUGGCGGUUAUGUAUUCCGCGAUGAGACAAGUGAAAAGUCACUGAAUGCUCAACAAGCAGGUGAGUUGUUGGCAAGUGCUGCUCUGAAGGUUGUCGAAUAUCCUGAAACGAUUCAGGUUGCUGACGCUGCAAUCACCUUACUGCCCAACCGUCCGCUUCCUCUUCGCUCUGAUCGAGAAACCGUUUAUCUGUUUCAGGGAGAUUUAGGGACUCAAGCGGAUUUGCAACUCGGAUCGAAUGAAUGGAAUAACCUGAGCGUUGUCCGCACGACUGGGAAUACAUUCCUGGAGUCAUUGUGGCACCGUGGAACACCGACUGAUGGUCUCGUCUUGGGACUCGCAGGAGACUGGAUGGUCAACCUGUCACACCAGCAGUUCGAAAACAGCAUCAUGCAAAUGGAAGCUCAGGGCGUCCAAGCCUUGAAACAAGGUGCUUUCGAAACUGCUGAGCAAAUUGGCUUCUCGAUUCAGGAAAUCGAUCCUGGCAAUCAGACAGCCAUGCAACUCAUCAACGAGGCUGGAGAGAAUCUGGUCCUGCAGUCAGUGCAAUUCGAUGACGGAAAUCCAGCCGUUGAUAAUGCUGUAGAAAACGCCAUAGAAGCAAAUCAGGAUCGCACAGCACCACGUGUCGAAGAUCCAAUUCAAGCUUAUGACCAACUGGUCAACGCUCGCACACAAGCCUUGCGUGCAGAAGUCGAGCGGGGAAUUCAACUUGCCUUGUCCGUUGUGGAUUCGAACCCAGAUGCGGCCUACGACAAGUUGUCCCAGAUUCGAGGAUCAGUCAAAUCCGCGACAGACAUUGAUCCAGAGGCCCGUAAUCAACUGUUAAGACAAGUUGCAUCUGUUCAACAGGAUGUCGCCUCUCGACGACAGAAGAUUGCCUUGGAAAAUGCAGAGAGAAACAAGCGUCGCGUUGAAGUGGAAGCACAAGCUCGACUGAUCGAGUUUGCUGAAGAACGGGAUGCAAAAAAAGAGCAAAUGGUCGAUCGAAUUCGUGCCCUGCUCAUCGAAGGAUAUCAGGGGGACGCAGGAGCAUUUGAAUCAGCUGAGGCCGUUGCACGUACCGUGCUCAGCGAAUACCCCAAUAGUGCCAUGGGUGUUUCGGUUGUGUUCGUCUCUGAGGCUGCAGGUCAGCUUGAUAAAGCGAAGCGGUUGCAGGCCUUGCGUUCGGACCGCUUCCUGGAAUCACUUUAUCAAGUGGAACUUUCACAUGUUCCAUUCCCAGACGAGCCACCAGUUCGUUAUCCACCAGCCGAAGUCUGGCAAGCUCUGACCAUUUUGCGUGAAAAGUGGAAAUCUGUUGACCUGCGUAACGACAGCCCGAACGAGCAAAAGAUUUACGACGCUCUUGAUCAGAUUACGAAUGUCGAAUUCCCUGGUAACCCGUUGACAGAUGUGAUUGAUUACAUCAGCAGCCAACACGGAAUUCCGAUCAUCAUCGACGAAGUCGAACUUCAAAACGAUGGACGAAGUGGUGAUGACGAAGUCGAACUGGUUCUUUCAGGGAUCACACUACGUUCCGCACUCAAACUCUUAUUAGAGCCACUUGCUUUAACUUAUGUCAUCGAAGAUGAAGUGAUGAAAAUCACGACGGAACUCGUGGUGGCCUUGGUGGUGGUCAACAGGGUGGCGGAUUCGGUGGCCAGCAAGGUGGCGGAUUCGGUGGUCAACAGGGUGGCGGUGGAUUCGGUCAGGGCGGUCAUGAAGCUGCAUCAAAAACAGGAGCACAAAACUGUUAUCGCCUGUUUGCAGGGAGCGAUCAAACAGGGACAGGCUCAACCUUGGAUGUAUGAAGUGCUGGCACUCUCGAUGGAGAUCGAAGGUUAUCCAAAGGAGGAUAUCGAACGGGUCGUUCUCUCCCUGUCUGACUUCGGUGCGGUCAGUUUCGAAAGCUUGAUGUAUUCCGCGGCAUACCUGAAACGGUUUGAUCGAGAUGGGGCUGCUCUGAAAUUGUAUCAACAAGCGUCUCGCCUCUCUCCCGAGCGUCAUGAGCCUUAUGUUCUCGCUCUGCCACUAGCUGAAAAGGUUGGAGAACUUGAAGACAUUCGUGGGGCCGCAGAAGGGAUACUUCAGCACUAUUGGGGAGACGACCAUCGGCAGCAGCACCGACUGGCAGAAGAUGCCAUCUUCAAUCAGCUGCGCAAGUUAAAACGCAAAGGAGAACAGGAUCAGAUGCAAGCUCUGGCAGCACAGUUGAAACAGGCCAGAACCCGGGACCUGAUGAUCCGCGUGGAAUGGAGCGGGGCAG